CGAGGCCGAGCAACCCGGCGGCGCGCCCGCCAUGCAUCACGACCCCAACCCCUUCGACGAGGGCGGCGCCGCCGACGACAACCCCUUCUCCAAUGGGGGAGGCCGAGGCGGGAAGCAGCAGCACGGGUUCCGCCCCACCGACUUCGGCAGCGGCGGCGGCGCCACCGUCGACGUGCCCCUCGACAGCAUGGGCGACUCCAAGGCCAGGGAGCUCUCCUCGUGGGAGUCAGAUCUCAAGCGGCGUGAGGCGGAUAUCAAACGGAGGGAGGAAUCGCUGAAGAAUGCUGGAGUGCCAAUGGAGGACAAGAACUGGCCACCAUUCUUCCCAAUCAUCCACCAUGACAUUGCCAAUGAGAUACCCGCCAACGUGCAGAAGUUGCAAUACCUGGCCUUCGCAAGCUGGCUUGGAAUUGUGCUCUGUCUCUCCUGGAACUUCAUCGCUGUCAUCGUCUGCUGGAUCAAGGAGGGAGAUUCGAAGCUGUUCUUCCUUGCUACAAUCUAUGCUCUGCUUGGAAUUCCUCUUUCUUACUUGAUGUGGUAUAGACCCCUCUACCGCGCAAUGAGGACUAACAGUGCAUUCAGUUUUGGAUGGUUUUUCCUGUGUUACCUGAUCCACAUUGGUUUCUGCAUAAUUGCUGCCAUUGCUCCACCAAUCGUAUUUCAAGGAAAAUCAUUAACGGGCAUAUUGGCUGCGAUUGACACUUUCUCUGAGCAUCUAAUAAUUGGGAUCUUUUACUUCGUGGGGUUUGCAUUAUUUUGCUUGGAGACGCUGUUGAGCAUUGGAGUUCUUCAGAAAGUAUACAUGUACUUCAGAGGGCGUAAGUGAAGCUAGUCAUGUAAGAACUUUUUGAGAAUUCUACAAGUAGUACCUGCAGCAAUUCUACAAAGAGUUGCAGAAGAACGCUUUUGAGCUUGAAUGGAGUAUGGAAGGUAGCACUGCUAUAUAGGGUGUUCUGUGAGAUGGGGUAUUCUGAUUCUUUAUAUGAGGCGCUCAGUGUGUCAAUGGUAGUUUAGUUGCCGUUUGGCAUGUCAGUUACAGUAGUAGUAGUCAGUACUAUUCUCAAAACGAAAAUGAGCAGCUGUUCAGAAAUCAUAUUUGUUCUCUUGAGAAUGAAAUGGCGGCAGAUUAUAUCC
Lolium rigidum is the source of this 1134-nucleotide messenger RNA. RefSeq names its product secretory carrier-associated membrane protein 6. Gene Ontology annotation, cellular component: trans-Golgi network membrane; recycling endosome membrane. The coding region runs from base 32 to 826 and encodes 264 amino acids. Lineage: Eukaryota; Viridiplantae; Streptophyta; Magnoliopsida; Poales; Poaceae. The record is from RefSeq and is a predicted model, not a curated record. Gene Ontology annotation, biological process: protein transport. The transcript is spliced from 12 exons.